This is a messenger RNA of Hyaloscypha bicolor E, 1895 nucleotides long. RefSeq lists its product as uncharacterized. Bases 457 to 1860 code for a protein of 467 amino acids. Gene Ontology annotation, molecular function: metal ion transmembrane transporter activity. Gene Ontology annotation, biological process: transmembrane transport; metal ion transport. Lineage: Eukaryota; Fungi; Ascomycota; Leotiomycetes; Helotiales; Hyaloscyphaceae. Gene Ontology annotation, cellular component: membrane. The record is from RefSeq and is a predicted model, not a curated record. The transcript has 6 exons.
GCUAAUGCAAGAUCCAUCGACAUAAUUGGGCGAACUUGGAAAUUUAUUCGAAAACCUUGAAAUCGCUAAAUCCAGCCUCGUUCUUCAAGACUUCUUCAGGCAACAAGCGCUCUGUAUUCUUGUGGGUUCAAGUGAUAAUUGCCUGAUCAUUCUUUGUUGAGUCGUUCCCAAGUUCCCAGCCUACAUUAAUGUCAGAGCCUCAGAGGCGUCUGCCAACGCACAAUAUCGAUCCAACAAUACCACAAAAGAGUUUGCCUUUUGCCCUACAAGGCUACGUGUCUGUUAAGCCUCAUCCUCACUCAAAUAGAACGAAAAAGAAAGGAUGCCAUGAGACCAGACAACCCACCGAUGUCGCUACAAUGUCGCAAAUUUAAUGUUUGAGACACCCAGGCAGCCCGAAGCCAUGCUCCAGUAGCUUUUGCUUCUUGUUAACCAACUACCUCCCACAGUACAGCCAUGGCGGACUCUUCUAGAGAUUCCACUACUACUCUCCAUGAAGAGCCCGAGGGGAUUGCGCUCGAUAGCGUAUUCAGAUCUGCAUCCACAAUUCCAGGCUAUAAUCUCGUGGAUCCGAGAGUGCAAUCUUCCAGUACGACUCAGGCCAUGUGCUUGGACAUAAACAACCCGGAAAAAACGAAUGAGACCCUAGAUGAAUCUAGCCUGCUGCAAAAACUAGAGACCAUUGACUUCACUCUGGCAACAGCUCCCGCUGAAAAGCCUCAAUUCUUCCUGAUAACAUCGAUGGGAGAUCCCUCUGUCGAAUGCAACUUUCUCGAGAUUUCUCCCAAUUCUCUUGAAAAACUCUAUCAUACACUCCGAUUCCGCAAUGACUACAGCUCAUUCUAUACUACUCGACUUUUCCAUUGUUCCUAUCAUUCUCACUAUGAUAUAGACGCCGAUCCAAGUGGGCCUCCCACAUCCAUUAUUAUCGUUUUUCGAUGUCCACGAAAUAGCCGAUGUAUUUCUUGCAUCAUGCGAGUCCAGCUUGCCGAUCGCAGCUCCGUAAUAUUCCUCUGUGGACCAAAUCCCCACGACUUGGACGAGAUGCGAACUCUGUGCAUUCAGAAAUCGGACCUCCUAAGAGUACACCCAUUGUAUUUUCUUACAUUGAUCAGCGAUCAGAGAUAUCCACUUUGGGCUAGUUCAUUCGCGGGCCUCUGGCUAGAGGUGGUAGUGGCCGAAACAGCAACAGGAAUGAACCGGCCAGAUUGGAUGACCACGGUUCUGAAGCAACAGAUCCCAGAUCGAAUUCAGGCCUUAUCAGACACUGACAUUCUCCUGUACCAACUUCAUGCAACGAACACAGAACUAUGUCAAUGUGAUACCGUCAUGUCCUUUGCAGUAAAAUAUGGCAAUUUCUGUCUACAGGCUUUUGACGUCGUGGAAAGCUCUAGAGAACGCAGAGGACAUCUUCCAUUGCCAGUUAGAUACAAGUCGGAUUUGAAAGACAAAAUAGGGUUUUAUAUUGAGAUGUAUGAGGGGGUAAGGAGUAAGCUUUCAGAAGUGAAAGAGAGAAUUCGAGGACAAAUAAAUGUGUCUAUCAGUCUCAUCGCUCAGAGAGACAGUAAGACCAAUCUCGAGAAUAGCAGAAGUAUGAAGACUAUUGCAGUAAUGACACUAGCCUUUCUCCCACUAACGCUCGUGAAUUCAAUAUGGUCGGCAAAUCUUUUCCAUCUUGAUAACGCAACAAACUGGAAGCUGUUUGUCGGAUUGUCAGUUGCUCUCACCAUCAUCGUCUUCUCCUGUUGGUGGCUAUACAUAUACAUUUCUAGAAGACGCCGGGAUGCAAGGUUACCUCGACUCGUGAAGGAUCUCGAGUUCGAAUUGUCUGACGUCGGCAGCGUGCAAAAUCUUGUUUGAACUAUUAGUCUAAUGCUUAGAUUUUAUCUAUAAAC